Molecule: messenger RNA, 474 nt
Organism: Lycium ferocissimum
Lineage: Eukaryota; Viridiplantae; Streptophyta; Magnoliopsida; Solanales; Solanaceae
Product: fatty acyl-CoA reductase 1-like
Exons: 3
Coding region: 1-474 (157 amino acids)
Biological process (GO): long-chain fatty-acyl-CoA metabolic process; suberin biosynthetic process
Cellular component (GO): intracellular membrane-bounded organelle
Molecular function (GO): alcohol-forming very long-chain fatty acyl-CoA reductase (NADP+) activity
Source: RefSeq, a predicted model, not a curated record
AUGCGAUCUUGCAAUUUUGCCAAGAUUCCAGCCGAUAUGGUUGUCAACUCAGUCACCGAGGCUAAGGUAACCCAUCGAGUUCCAUCUUCCCAUACAGCUGUUUACCAUAUUAGCUCCUCUAGGAGGAAUCAACUAAAACUUGGUGAUGUCGUACAAUUUGUCGUUGAUUACUUCAAGAAAAAUCCAUGGAUUGACGAAAGAGGAAAGCCAGUCAAAGUGAAGAAAUUUCAUUUACUGGAUAGCAUGGCUAGCCUUCACAAAUACAUAGCAAUCCGCGACAUGCCAAUACUAAAGACCCCUCUGAUUUUCGAUGAUGCCAAUGCUGAAAUGUUGCGAAUGGCAACAAGAGAAAUUAAUGCAGAUGAUACAUUCAACUUUGAUCCAAGAACCAUUCAGUGGGAAAAUUACUUCAAGGAGAUUCAUAUUCCCGGAUUAGUGAAGUACAUUUUCCAGGAAGGAAGAAUAUGUGAAUAA